Molecule: messenger RNA, 1272 nt
Organism: Cadophora gregata
Lineage: Eukaryota; Fungi; Ascomycota; Leotiomycetes; Helotiales; Ploettnerulaceae
Exons: 2
Coding region: 1-1272 (423 amino acids)
Biological process (GO): carbohydrate metabolic process
Molecular function (GO): hydrolase activity, hydrolyzing O-glycosyl compounds
Source: RefSeq, a predicted model, not a curated record
AUGACUCGCACCUUACCCCUUUUCGCUUCGCUGCUCCUUUGCCUGAACCAUGUGGCUGCUCAGUCACUUGGUAAGGGCCGAGAAGUCCAUCCAAAGCUCGAUACCUACACCUGCACCAAGCGGAGUGGGUGCAAGAAGCAGACUUCCUACAUCGUUCUGGACUCUGCUAUGCACCCUAUCUAUCAGAAAGACAACCCGAGUCUAGGCUGCGGUGACUGGGGAUCAGCACCCAACAAGACUGUCUGCCCGGAUGCGAAGACCUGUAACAAGAACUGUGUCAUUGAUGCCAUAUCCGACUACUCGCAAUACGGCGUAAAGACAAAGGGCAGCAGUCUCUACCUGGAUAUGUUGAGAGAUGACCUAUCCACGAUCAGUCCAAGAGCAUACCUCAUGGACAGCGAUCAACACAAGUACGACAUGAUCAAGCUGACUGGCAAUGAGUUUUCAUUCAAUGUCGAUGUUUCAAAGCUUCCUUGUGGCAUGAACGGUGCUCUGUACAUGUCCGAGAUGAACAAGUACGGCGGCAAGAGCUCGCUUAACAAAGGGGGUGCUGAGCUCGGUAAUGGAUACUGCGAUGCCCAAUGUUACACAUUCCCAUUCGUCGAUGGUGUCGGUAAUAUCGAGGGCAAGGGUGCCUGCUGCAACGAGCUUGAUAUUUGGGAAGCAAACAGACGCUCCACAGCUCUUGUUCCCCAUCCUUGCAACAUCUCAUCCAUCUACCAAUGCACAGGUGAUGAAUGCGGCUUCGAAGGUGUCUGCGACAAAUGGGGAUGCGGCUUCAACCCUAACGCUGUCGGGCAGCCAGACUUCUACGGCGAACAGGCCGGGGCUGAAGUUGAUACCAAACGCCCAUUCACCGUUGUCACCUCUUUCCCCGCAGAGAACGGUGUCUUGAAGCAAAUUCAGCGAAAGUACAUCCAGGACGGAAAGAUCAUCUCGAACACCUUGGUCAACCUUCCUAACAGAGUGGCCAAAAACUACAUCGAUGAUGCAUUCUGCGAGGAGAACCCUGGCGGAACCAGACGGUUCACCGAGCUUGGUGGCAUGGCGGAGAUGGGAGAAGCUAUGUCGAGGGGUAUGGUCCUUGCUUUCGCUGUUUGGUGGGACGUUGGUGGAUUUAUGGAUUGGUUAGACGGUAAAGCGAGUGGUGCUGGACCUUGCAACAGCACUGAGGGGAAUCCCGAGUUUAUCAAGACGAUUCAACCUGAUGUUGCGGUUGAAUUUAGCGAGAUCAAGUGGGGCGAGAUUGGAAGCACUUACAAGACAAAGUAG